AUGUUUGCAAUUCAAAGUGAAAAGAUGAGUUGGAAGAAAAUCUUUACAAUAACUUCUAGCUGCUUAUACAUAUUUUUUUUGGGAUUAUUCCUAUUUUAUAACUACCGAAUUGACAUUCUUUGUGGACAAAGGAAUCCAUGCUUACGAUUUUGUUCAACAGAUACUGCAAAAUAUUCAGAUAAAGAUUUAUUUGAUAGUUUAUUGAAAAACAACAUAACUCUUUGGUAUCAAAAUAAAUUUGAGGAUGUGAAAAUUUAUCGAGGACUUCCUGAAUGUAGUGGAAAAAUUAUAAACAUUAAGAAGUUUGAAGAAAGUCAUCCAAUUGAUAGUAACUUGAAGUAUUAUUUUUAUACUUCAAAGCAUAGAAUUUAUAUGGAUGGCGAUUUAGGUGGAACUGGAAAAUACUACACUUUAAACAAAUACUGCAUGGAAAAGAAUGAAAAUGUUGAUAACAAUCUUAUAGCAGAAGAUCCUUUACACGAGUGGAUGCCGAUGAUUUGUUCAAAUGAACCAUCAAUUCAGAAGCCAGUUCUCGUGACACUAACUGUUUUGUCAAUAAUCGUCUUGGCAUCAACACUUUCGGUUUACUUGUAUUUUCCUGACCUUCGUGAAUUCAAUGGAAAAAUGAUCAUUUGCUUUCUGAUAUCGAUGAUUUGCACGUAUUUAAUCAUUCCUGGAAUUAUCCAAAAAGAGCAAUAUUCACCAAACUUAAUGGUUUUGUUGCUAGCAUUUGGAUUUUCAUCAGGAAAUUUAUGGCUUAAUUCUAUGCUGUUAAAUAUUUACUUUAGAUGCAGAGAUUUCAAGAAAACAAAGACUAGAGAUGACAGAUUCAAGUCUUUUGCAAUUUAUGUGUCUGUUUUCACUGCAUUUACUGUGCUGUUUGUCCUUUUUGAAAUGCGAUCUUACAGACGGAAAUCUUUUGGAACAUUCACUUCGUUGGUGCAUUUAUACUUAAUCUUUAAUGACAUAAUAAUCAUAAUCAUCACAGCAUUUAUAAUCAGAAAGAUUUCAAGGCAAAUAGACUUCUCUGAGCGAGUUCAACUCGAAAAAGAGAAGAAAAUCUUUUAUAUUUAUGUGAAGCUAUUUGCAAUCAUGUCCGUGACCUGGUCAAUUCAGCUGUAUGUUACAUCAUCCGAAUUAAAUCAUUUUGGAUGUUUGACAUCAACUUUGAUAAUGCUUUUCUCAGCCGUCAAUGUGUCUGAACUGUUUUUGGGAAGGAAGAAAGUCAGAGAAUUGUUAUCACGAAAAUAUUAUGGAGAAACUAGAGAGUCUGUAGAGAAUAAUUGA
Chironomus riparius is the source of this 1287-nucleotide messenger RNA. The record is from the annotation of a GenBank genome assembly. Lineage: Eukaryota; Metazoa; Arthropoda; Insecta; Diptera; Chironomidae.